AAACAUUUCAAGAUAAAAAAGAGUGAUGUUGAUGUUGUUGAUGUAAACAAACGAACCCCUCUGCACUGGGCAGCAUCUAACCUCAGACCUGAGCACGCUAAGCUACUGAUCAAGCUCGGAGCUGAUCUAGGGAUUGUAGACGUGGAAAACAAAACCCCAAUCCACUGGGCAGUUUCAAGCACUGGACCUGAUGGAAAACAACUUGUAAACCUGCUGAUUAAAACUAAACCUCUGUCAGUAAUCAAUUGGCAGGAUUAUGAAGGUCGAAUGCCACUACAUCUUGCGGUCAUUCAUACAAAUAUAGAGAUAGUUUCAGCCCUUCUCAGUUCUCCGUCCUGUAUGGUCAACUCUUUAGACAACAGUCUUCGUUCUCCUUUACAUCUAGCAGCCUUUACAGGACGAGCAGACAUAUGUUCAUUACUUCUGGAUAAUGGCGCAAAGCAUGAUUUGUUUGAUGACGGGGGAGCUACUCCAAUCCAUCUUGCAACUCAAUCAGGUUGCGAAAAUACGCUGCAAAUAUUUGUGUCACGUGGGUUAGAAAACACGCUAGAUCUGGACGGUAGAACACCAUUAAUGUGGGCGACAGCACGAGGAAUUAUUUCGGGGAUUUCUGCUCUUAAAUCCAGUUUCUUAGAGGCAAAAGAUGCGCAGGGGUACACGGCUUUACACAUUGCAGUGUCUUGUGGAAUGACCAGCUCAGCUACUGCGCUCUGUAAACUGGGUUGUAACCCUUCAUCGCAAACGCUCACCGGGUUGACUCCUCUCAUGUUAGCUGCUCAGCUCGGACUCAUUGACAUAGCUAACCUGCUCCUGGAGUUCGGAGCUAACCUGACAGACAAGGAUAAGGAAGGGAGAACAGCUCUCCACCAUGCUAGCCAGGCUGGUCAAUCAUACCUACUCUGCCUGCUUUUAAAGGCAGGAGCUUCAGUUAAUGAUGUGGAUAGAUACGGACGUUCUGCUCUACACAUUGGCAGCUACGGAGGAUAUUUAGAGAUUAUAUCUGUUUUACUGGAAGAAGGGUCGGAUAUAAAUCUUCAGGACCAUGAAGGAUUCUGUUCUCUUCAUUGGGCAGUUAGACGUGGUCACAUUGAUGUUGUUAAAUUUCUUCUUAAAAACGGAGCUUUUCCCAACCACGUCGGUGUUUUAGAGGUUGGGUCGGAUACGCUUCAUAUAACUCCCUUGGAUAGUGCUCUUAUGUUGGAGCAAACAGAUAAUCUCAGUGUACUCUUGGAUAACGGUGCAGUACGAAUUGUCAGAAUUUAUAACAUCGCUGCUACACGGAUACAGGCGUGCUGGCGCGGAUACCGGAUCCGGAAAUCCUUCUUCAAGCGGAAGGAAUUGCUAGUGAAGCAUGAGAAGUUAAAGAAGAACAGGAGAGGAACAAGGUCUAUUAGGAUGGAGAAGAAAAAGGGAGCAGAAGAAGCUGCAGUAACUGAACUCUCUGAAGAUCAGCAGAAGAAGAAAGAUACACCAGAAAACUCUGAGAAGGGUUUGGAACCAGAGAAAUCCACGGAUGAAGAACAAAAAGAGGAUGAAAUCCCAAAACUAGUGGUUUCUGCAAGUCGAAUACGGAGUGUAGCAGGACGGUUCCUCGGGAGCAUGGUGGAAGGACAAUCUAGAUCUUCAUAUCUGAGAAGAGAAGAUCCUUCCCUCCCUGAACAACCAGCAAAACAUAAGAAAUCGAAGAGCGGACGAAAGGGGAAAAGUUCCUCCAAAAGGAAAUCUGAGAAUCUAGAUUCUGUUGGUUUGUCUGUUCUUCUAGACCCGGAGACAAGACCAGAGAGCAGAUUCAGUUAUAAUCUGAACCAAUGAUAAACCAGAGUACAGCUGAGUUAUAAUCUGAACCAAUGAUAAAUCAGAGUACAGUUUAGUUAUAUCUGAACCAAUGAUGCCAGAGAGCAGGUUCAGUAAUAAUCUGAACCAAUGAUAACCAGAGAGCAGGUUCAGUUAUGAACCAAUGAUAACCAGAGAGAAAGUUCAGUUAUAAUCUGAUUCAAUGAUAAACAGAAAACAGUUUAGUUAUUGAAACAAUUAGUAGAUUACUUAUGAAAAGUAUAGUACACUACCAUAUUAAAUGGAUAGAUCGACCUUAGAAGUACUCUUCAUCAUUGGUCCGUAGACGGGAUACUACUAUACAUUCACUCUCAGUUCUUAGUUUGAAUAAAGAAGCUGGCAAAUUACGUUUCAUUGAAAUGAUAAGAAAUAGCCUCGUUUACAAACAAACUUUGAAGAAAUUUCCUAAAAAUGAUCAUCCUUAAGUUUUGGUGGUUAAAAACCGAGUGUACAAAUAGGAUUACAUUAGUUAUGAAACAUUAAUAAAUUAUCAAUAAAGUUUUUUAAAAAACUAGAAA
Eurytemora carolleeae is the source of this 2351-nucleotide messenger RNA. Its product is annotated as inversin. The coding region runs from base 268 to 1812 and encodes 514 amino acids. The record is from RefSeq and is a predicted model, not a curated record. NCBI's taxonomy places the organism in Eukaryota, Metazoa, Arthropoda, Copepoda, Calanoida, Temoridae. Gene Ontology annotation, molecular function: protein binding. The transcript is spliced from 17 exons.